Molecule: messenger RNA, 778 nt
Organism: Fulmarus glacialis (Northern fulmar)
Lineage: Eukaryota; Metazoa; Chordata; Aves; Procellariiformes; Procellariidae
Gene: CD200
Product: CD200 molecule
Exons: 5
Molecular function (GO): cell-cell adhesion mediator activity
Source: RefSeq, a predicted model, not a curated record
AUGGCGGGUUUGAAGGAAGCUGUGAAAUCUGAUAGCGUUAUUACAGCAGCCCUUGGUGGAGAGGCAAAUUUCUAUUGCAACUUUUCGCUCUCGAUGGAUGUUUUGCAAGUCACCUGGCAGAAGAUAAACGGGUCUUCCUUCCAGAAUAUAGCCACCUACAGUCCAAAGCACGGGUUGAGGCUGAUAGGGUCAUUUCAGAAGAAGGCGCGUUUCACUAGAGCAACCCUGAAGGCCUCAGCUAUCACACUCCAAAAUCUCACAUUCGAGGAUGAGUCCUAUUACAGAUGCAUUUUCAGCGUGUUCCUUCAUGGCUCUUUCAACAAAGAUAUAUACCUCAACAUCCAAAGUGUUCAGAAGAGCAUAAUCAUCACGGCCAUCUUCAUAGCUGUGGUGUUCUUAAUAGUCUUGAUAUAUUGCAUCAUAAGACUAAUCAACAGAAAAAAGAAAAAACUGAAGAGACAUAGUGCACGCAGAACACCUGCAGAGGAGCAAGGCUUACACCAAGACCUAAGCGAGAAAGCCAUGAGCCUGCACAUGCCGAAGGACCAGCAUGUUGUUUACGAAAACGAGGAGCAGACACCAGGCUCCUCAUUUCACAAAAGGCUACCAGGUCUGAAGAGAAACCUGAGAGAGAAAAAAAAUUGCAGGUGCUCGUUUUCAGAGGAAGCUGAGAACCUGAACAGCAACGUCCACGGCGUGUUUGAGAGGGGACCUGUUGGGUUAUGCGUCAGGGAGCUCGGCUGCACACCCAUGAAGGAGGACAGAGAGGCAACGGCAG